CUCACCAGCAGAAUUACUACAGACAACAAUGACAGCUCUUGGAAUAUUCCCAUUACAUCGGACUGGAAAUUCCCCAUUGGCCCUGUACAUAGACCCCGCCUCCUUCCUUGUGAAGCAGCGUGAGCACAAGUCACUUGCAGUUAGUGCAGUUACAGCUCAGCCAGACAUGAAGCACUUUCCAGCCGGGGACCUAAAGGGUCUGCAGCAGGUCGGGAAAGGGGGAUUCGGAACGGUUUAUAAGGGAUGGAGCCAGAGUCUGAACAUGGAAGUCGCCCUGAAAACUAUUGAAGGAGCACAAAGUUUCAGCAUUAAUAAGCUAAUGAAAGACAUAUUGAAGGAAAGAGAAGUGAUGGAGAAAGCUAGCAACCCGUUCGUCAUUCGUCUGCUCGGAAUGUAUGAGAGACGGGAAGUGCAAGCUAUGGAACAUGGCCUCGUCAUGGAAUACAUGCCCAAUGGAAGUCUUCGCUCUUUGUUUGACAUUACGGAUGUGCCGUGGGCUCUAAGAUUUCAGAUGCUCCACCAAGUGGCCUUGGGAAUGAAUUACCUCCACACACUUGAUCCUCCCAUCAUUCACAGGGACUUAAAGCCAAGCAAUGUUCUUCUCAAUAAGCACUAUGAUGUUCAGAUCACAGACUUUGGUUUAUCCAAAAUUGUUGGUGCAACAACCUCAGCAACUUCCUCUUUUGCUGGAACUCCAUCCUACAUGGCUCCAGAAGCUCUUGAUGACCUGAAUUACAAACCCACCAUGGCAUACGAUGUGUACAGCUUUGGCAUCUUGAUUUGGACAGUCCUUUCUGGUGAAGAACCCUUCCCUAAUGCACACCCAGCAUUGAUUCAUUUUGGAGUAUCUAAAGGACAGAGGCCUAGUCUGGAAGUGCUGGGUCACUUGGGCCACAUUAAAAUGGUGCCAGAAGCCAAAGAAUUAAUGAUAAAGUGCUGGAGUGGAAAUCCUGAUGAAAGGCCCAGCUUCCUCGAGUGUAGCCAUUCAACAAGACUCAUGUUUGAGGAGUACAGCAAUGAGAUAGAAGAUGCCAUUCGUACAGUGCAGGAUCAGAAACAUCAUUUACAAAAUGAGAUAUUAGAAGACCCGGGAUAUGACAGCACCUGUCAAGACAGUUUACUAAAUCAAGUUAUAGCUGCAAUUCAAGAAGAUUCCCAAGAAAUGAAAAAAGAUGAGACACAGACAGUUGCAGUGUUUAAUGAAACAACAGAGAUUAUUCAGGAGGACAACGAGCCAUCGGACAAAGGAGAUGCAAUUAGCAAUGCUAUAGAAGCCAUAAAGGAAUCUCGGGAUUACAACCGUAUCAUACACUGUGCUAAAGACAUUGGAAAGACCGUGGAAAAAGGUGGACACGAAAUUGGGAAAGUUUACAAAGACUAUAGAGGUGAAAUAACCAGAGAAAAAGUUUCAGAGCUUUGGAAACCCAUAAGGAAAUUAUUUUAGUACAUUUUCUCCUUACUGAGUACCAGUAAGAUAAGCUUGCAGCUCAUAGUUGGUGGCUGUCUACAAAGCUAACUGGCUGGAUGAAGCAACAUCCCCACAUCUCAUGUUUCCACGAGACUCUACAUAUCCUCUAUGCAUGGAUGUUCUGCAAUAUUCAGGCACCAAAAUAAUGUGCAUGUAUUAUAUACCGAAAUCGAAUGAAAUCACAAAGAAAAAAUAAUGAUCAUAGGACAUAACUAGAACCUUCUGUGUCUUGGAUUAUUUUCAAAACCUUCAGUAUUGAUAAAAACUUUUUCAGAAGAUAUAUACUCAACCUUGCAUUUCCAUCCAGUGUUGCUCGGAGCACUCAUCCUCUUUCCACUGCCCUUUUGCAACCUGAUAUGUGUAUGGUAUGUGUAUAGGGCUUGGUAAAAAGUUCAGUGUUUAUUGUACAGGUAUAGGAUCUAUUAUGCGGAAUGUUCAGGGCCUAGGCUAUUCCUAUAUAAGGGUUUUUUCUGUAAUUCAGAGCACUAGCUACUUGUUUGUUUAAAAGUUGAAAAAAAAGUGAUGAUGGUAACAGUUGCCUUAUAUGUGUGUUUUUAACUUCAAACACAAUAUAUGUAAUUUUCAGAAACAAUGAGUGCAACGUUUUGGUGCUGUUUCAUGCUUCUUAAAUCAAAGAAAUUAUGAGAUGUGAGACAAUGAUUCAAGCAUGAUGCAUGGGUGUAUUUUUUCAACUAUGUAUUUUCUGGCUAUGUUGGCCCGGCACACAUUAUUUUUGGGUAAUGCCAGUAUCCCAAUAUCAUGUUAAUGUUCAGAACGCCUAAAGAUAUUGUGAGGAUGGUGUUUUUGGGCCAUAGCUACACCAAAUCCUUGAAAGGGAAGCCAUCCUAUACACACCUAAUAAAGCACGAGUAUCCUUUCCAGACACCAUGCCAAUAAUUACCAGGCAUCGGCCUGGUAAAUCAAAACAUAAAUUAAAGAAAAGCAAGCAAUUGUGGCCAAGAAUUUGUUUUUACUUCAGUUAGAUUCUCGGCCACAACCACCUUUAUUUUUUUUUACUACAAUAGGGAACCAGAUGUUAGAACAUACCACAGAUCAUUGGCCACUGCUGUGUAUUUGAAAUCCGGGAUGUUUUAUGACUGUUCUCUUGUUAAUGUGUUGGCCAAAAGAGUAAGGGCUUUACUGAUUAAAGGAGCAGAUGUCUGGAUUUUGGAGCAGGUGUUGCCAGAUCUAUUUUGAAAAGUGCUGAUGCCGGAUUUCGGAGCGGGCUCAUGCGCGUGACAGUUUUUAGAGUGUGCCGGAUACUGGGACACCGGAUAAGGGGUCCAAUAUCUGUAUAAAAAAUAAUGCACCCUCUAUAAGGUUUUUAUAAGCCACCAAGGAGUUCUAUGACAGGUCAUGGAACUGCAAUAAUAUCCUCAAUUUUCAAUUGGGGGAUAUUAUGACGACAGUGAGUCACGUGACAGAAAUCACUAAGCACAAAUUAUAACUGAUGACAUCACUAAGCACUGUUUAUAAGGAUAUAAUGUCCCGGAUAUUCAUGGCUCUUGUGUAUUAUGAAAUUAUAAAGAUCUUAAACAUUAUACAUAUUAUGACAUGUAAGAUCUGCACUUUACUACGAAACAGUGUGAGCAUCAACCCUACAGUUUAUUUUCAGAAAUAAAUAGAAAACAAACUC
Molecule: messenger RNA, 3104 nt
Organism: Xenopus laevis (African clawed frog)
Lineage: Eukaryota; Metazoa; Chordata; Amphibia; Anura; Pipidae
Gene: ripk3l.2.L
Product: receptor interacting serine/threonine kinase 3-like, gene 2 L homeolog
Exons: 10
Coding region: 29-1444 (471 amino acids)
Biological process (GO): MAPK cascade
Molecular function (GO): ATP binding; protein kinase activity; transferase activity
Source: RefSeq, a predicted model, not a curated record